UUUUAUUUAAAAAUAUUUUUUACAUUCCUAAUGAAAUAAUGGAAGAAAAUGUAGGUAAAACUAAGGCACAUGAAACACCGGUUAAAAAUCCCCAUGGUGCAGAGCUUACAAUUGGUAGCGGAAGUGGUGUUAGUGAACAACCAGAUAUGCUACAAAAAAUUAAAGCAUUGGAGGAAGAGAAUCAUAACAUGUUGAAAAGUUUCGACAGUCAACGAGCAAAACUGAAGGAACUUUAUGUGCAAAAAGUGCGUGAGUUAGACGAAGUAAAAACAAGCAUGGUGGUGGCUGAAAUUAAAGCUCAAGAAGAAAUUUCAUCAUUACAACAGUUAGUACAAGAGACUAUCGAAGAGUCGAGCAAUUAUAAAGCGGACUUAGAACGUUUGGAAGGUGAGAAUAGUCGUUUAUGGCAGGAGAACCGUGAAUUACGUGAUAAUUUGGCUCAACAUCAAUCGCCGGCAAGUCAAGAAUUGAGCAGUCUUGCACCUCAAAUGCUAAGUCAAGUGAAAAAAACGUUGGUACGAAAAUUAGGCGGUGAUGCAGGUGGUUCUGUAUUGGGUUCUAGUUUUACCCAAGAGUCGUUAGAUGACAGUAGAAAUAAAAGUGAGGGAAAAUAUGCUCAUGAAGAUUCAGAGGUGUUGGGUUCAAUAGUAACGCAAUUACAAGAAGAAAUGAAGGUCUUAAAAGAAAAAUUGCGUGAGGCUGAUGAAAAGCUACAAGCUACAUCAAGUAGUAAACCUCAUUUGCCGUCUACUGCAAAGGCAGCGGAUAAUAGCACCACACAAACUGAAAAUUUUCCUUGUUCCAAUUGUCCAACUCUUGAAAAUAAGAUCAAAGAGUUAAUCGAAAAGGCAACGGAGGACCAUAAUAAAAUCGAGGAUUUACAAAAGAAGAUUGGAGAAUUUAACGAAGAAUUGUCAAAGGAAGCCGCUUUGCGCCACGACCUGGAAAGUCAAUGGGAGGAAAAGCGUGAAGCUUAUAAAAAUGAGGUUCAUGCACUACGAGAACAAGUUACUGCAAGUGAAAACCGUUUGUUGAGCAUGCAACAGAAAUUUCUCGAAGCCAAAGAUGAUAUUAUGCGUCAAUUGCAUCGCGUAAGUGACGAUCGCGAAAAGAUCAACAAACACUUAGAAGUUUUGCAAGCUGAUAACGACUUUCUUUCGGGGCGUUACUUAGCUACAGCUGAAGAAAUUGAAAACCAGCAUAUUAAUCUGCCUAAUACGGUGGAGGAAUUGCAAGAGCUUAUUUUAAAACAACAACAAGAACUUAUAAAGUCCAGAUUGGGUUGUGAUUUUGAGAGAAAACGAUGUGUUACUUCAUUAGAUGAAAUUCAGAUAUUACGGGAUCAACUGGAGGCUACGGACCGUCAACAUAGUGCCUAUAAAAAAAAGUAUCAGGCGGAAAUUAAAUCAUUACAGGAGCGCAUAACAUUGCACUUGCAAACCUUACAAAAGUGUGAAACAUCUAAAACUGAUUUGGAACGUAAAGAAAGUGAGCUGAAUCGUAAACUAUCGGCAUUCCGAGUGGAAAUCAUCGAAUUGCAAGAACAAAAUGAGAAAUUGGCAAAAUCAUAUGCCGAGGCAAAGGCAAAAAUAAAAACUUUACAAGAUGAUUUGGCCACCAGCGAGCAAGUACAAAAGGACUUUGUUCAGUUAUCACAAACUUUACAGAUGACCCUUGAAAAUUUGAGACACGCUGAUACGGAGGUGCGCUGGCAAGACGAUGAUGAUGUACCGAAUUGUCCAAAGUGUAAUGUUAAUUUCACAGUGACAGUACGUAAAACGCAUUGUCGUCAUUGUGGUCGUAUAUAUUGUGACAAAUGUCUAACGAAAUCAGUACCAUCAGGACCGCGUAAAAGGCUGGCACGAGUCUGUGAUAUUUGCCACACUCUGCUUUCACCUCAUAUCGCUCCCUAUUUUAGUCAAGAUUCCGCGCAAUUGCAGACCGCAGGUAAUAACUCAUAAGGGAAAAAAGCGAUAAUGCUCGAUUGCAGCAGUCGAAGGCAGAAAAGCAAACAUUAAAAUAAUUGAAGUUUAACUACAAACACUCAUUUAUGUAGGGUGUAAAUUUUUAAUUAUUAUUAUUUUUUUUUUUUUCGAAUUAUCAUGUUUCGUGUGAUCAAUUUAGUUAAAAACGUUUCAGCUCGA
This is a messenger RNA of Glossina fuscipes, 2144 nucleotides long. It is a transcript of the gene Rbpn-5, whose product is annotated as rab GTPase-binding effector protein 1. Gene Ontology annotation, biological process: endocytosis. Gene Ontology annotation, cellular component: intracellular membrane-bounded organelle. Gene Ontology annotation, molecular function: GTPase activator activity; metal ion binding. NCBI's taxonomy places the organism in Eukaryota, Metazoa, Arthropoda, Insecta, Diptera, Glossinidae. The coding region runs from base 39 to 1961 and encodes 640 amino acids. The transcript has 8 exons. The record is from RefSeq and is a predicted model, not a curated record.